AUGUUGAGGAUCCCCAAGGGGGUCUCCCCGGCUCCGGGGGGCUCCGCCCCGGCCGGACAGCACAAGCCUCCCCAGCCGCUGCAGAUCAAGAAGGCCCUGCCAGUGGUGAGCCCGGUGUGGACGCCCGACGUGCGCAGCCCGCAGGGGGGCCCGGUCCCGGUCAGCCACUUCACGCCAUUGUACCCACCGAUGGUGGCCGCCGUCGCCCCCGCCGCCUCGGGCAGCUGUCUGGACGCCACCCCGCAGGGGCCCGGGAUCCGCUCCGGCCGCGCCUCCGCCGGCCGGCUGCCGGGUUUCAAGGCCAAGAGGAAGUUGGAUCUGGAGGGGAUGGGACGGCAGGGACUCUCUGAGUUUCGGACCCCCAAGGGGAAGUGCAGAGGAGGAGAUGGCCUCCCAAGUCCCAAGACCCCCAAGUCCCCGGGUGAGAAAACAAGGUAUGAUACAUCCCUGGGGCUGCUCACCAAGAAGUUCAUUUACUUGCUGAGUGAGUCAAAGGAUGGGGUCCUGGACCUGAACUGGGCGGCCGAGGUGCUGGAAGUCCAGAAACGGCGCAUCUAUGACAUCACCAACGUGCUGGAGGGCAUCCAGCUCAUCCGGAAGAAGGCCAAGAACAACAUCCAGUGGGUAGGCAGGGGAAUGUUUGAAGACCCAGCUGGGCCCAGGAAGCAGCAGACCCUGGGGCAAGAAUUGAAGGAGCUGAGCAACACUGAGGGGAUCUUGGACCAGCUGAUUCAGAACUGCACUUUGGAUCUGAAGAACCUGACCGAGGAUGAGACCAACCAGAGAUUGGCCUAUGUAACCUACCAGGACAUCCGGGCUAUAGGAAAUUUCAAGGACCAGACGGUGAUUGCUGUGAAGGCCCCUCCUGAGACUCGCCUGGAAGUCCCGGACCUGAGGGAGGACAACCUGCAGAUUUACCUGAAGAGCACCAACGGACCCAUUGAGGUGUACCUGUGCCCGGAGGAGAAUAGAGAGGCAGGCAGCCCCUCCCAGGUGGCUGCCCACUCUGGCCCAGGCCCCUUCACUGGCCUGCCCAGCAGCCCCAGCAGCUCUUGCGGCCUGGAUCUCAUUGCACCCUCAGCCGUGGCUCUGAAGUGCCAGCCGUCCCAGGCCCUGCUGGAGGUGAACGAAGGCCUCCUGGACCUGCCCCACCCACUCCUGCAGCAGACGGAGGACCAGCUCCUGUCCUCGUCCCUGAGUGGCUCGCCUCUGGUCACCUUCUCCCCACCCCUGGAUGAGGAGGACUACCUGUGGGGCCUGGAUGGUGGGGAAGGGGUCAGUGACCUCUUUGAAUCCUACGAUCUGGGAGACCUACUGAGGAACUGAGUAUCCUCGGCUCUCCGCCUCUUCAUCAGCACCAGGCGCUCAGAGUGGCUGUUCUGGGCCUGGGGAGGUUGGAGGUUGGGGUCAGGGGAGCGUCCUUCCCCUUAGGCCCUCCAUAGCUCCCCAGUACCCUCCAGGAGUCAGACUCCAGUAGCAGCAAAGUUGGGGCAGCACCUGUUUGUGGGAUGGUGUUCAGGGCUUGGAUGGGGUGAGGCAGGGGUGGCAGGUUGCCUUCCCUCUAUGUCCUGCCUGGGGUAAGGACUGCUCUUUUUCCUUCUGAUCCCCAUCUCUGAUCAGUUCCCAGGUAACGCUUCUCUCCCUGGCUCCCCGGCUGGGUGGAGGGGCUCCUUCCUGGUGGGAACCCACUCCUCAGAGGGGUUUAGAUCCAAGUUAAUGGUGCUUUGGUGUGCCUCAGGGCUUUGGAACCCACGAUGCACUUAGUCAUUAUUCUAUUUAUUUGGGAUUUUCAGGUCUGAAUUGCUUCAAUAUUUUGCCCAAUUUCCCAGGGGUUGGUUCAGCAGGGAAAACAUUCAUUUCCCUGGUUUUUGUUUUCUUUUAAAGAAACAUAUACUUUCCCCAAUGUGGCCAGUCCCCUGCCUCCAUACCCCUGCCCCAACUCAACCACUUCCUGGGUGGCUCUAAUACCUUAGUGGGGAGGGCUGCA
Messenger RNA from Trichosurus vulpecula (common brushtail), 1987 nucleotides. RefSeq names its product E2F transcription factor 2 (gene E2F2). Gene Ontology annotation, molecular function: RNA polymerase II cis-regulatory region sequence-specific DNA binding; DNA-binding transcription factor activity, RNA polymerase II-specific; protein dimerization activity. Gene Ontology annotation, biological process: regulation of transcription by RNA polymerase II. The coding region runs from base 1 to 1326 and encodes 441 amino acids. The record is from RefSeq and is a predicted model, not a curated record. The transcript is spliced from 7 exons. NCBI's taxonomy places the organism in Eukaryota, Metazoa, Chordata, Mammalia, Diprotodontia, Phalangeridae. Gene Ontology annotation, cellular component: RNA polymerase II transcription regulator complex.